CUUCGGGGUUGGCUUUGAACAACCAGCGAAGUGGUUAUGCUGGCCAACUCAGUUCCCUGGCUUUCGUUUGCAUGAAUGGUCGUGCGUGUUCCUUAAAAGAGGAGUUUAAAAUGCUGCAACCACGUAUAACACGGAGGAUAAAACAUUUCGAGGAUAACUUCACCAAAUCACAAACCUACUGCAACAAUAAUAUGUACUGGAAGGAACGUAAGGAUGGACUUUUUUCUAUUUCUGAGACGUUUGUCAUUCGAUCAAAAGAUAAAAUAUUGAGCCUAACUUUGUUAGCCACGUUUUUCUUGUUUUUGGUACAAUUUGGAGCUGCCCAAACUGUUGAUGAACCUUACGUAGUGAAUCCAACACCAACAUUACCGGUAGUAGGCGCUGAUGAUGUUACUACUGUGCUCUUGGUGAAUAAUGGGGCUGGGAGAUUGGGGGAUAGUCAUGGACGGUUCUUGACAGUGCGUCCAGAGGUUGGACUGUUGACUUCAACAGCGCGAACAUUUAUUCAGGAUGGAAUUACAACAGAGUUCGCUACCCAGGUUGUGGGUACAACAUUACAUAAUGGUCGCAUCUAUGCCCAGUAUUUAAAAAAAAGUUCAAGGGUUCUCUAUGAGAACGACCGUGUCGUUCCUUCUGUUGUUACAAGUUGGGUGGGUGGUGGUGGUGAUUAUUUACAAACCCGUUCGUUUCUGCAGAAUCACAACGAUCUAUUUAAUGCUGAAGCCCCUGACUGGCAGGAUAUUGACGAUAAUAUAGGUGUUCAUCGAGGAGAAUUUGUGGGGAACACAGACUUUGUGAACCUACAAAAUACAAAAGGCAUAGCGUUGGAGACAAUAAAGACCGCCUCGUAUCUAGACAAUAUCUUUACCUCUUCUUUGAAAUCGAUACAUAUGUCUAGCAAUGCAGCUAUAUUGCAAUCUGAUCUAAAAGCUGAGAACAGAGAAAAAACCUUUUCUAACCAGCAUGUUUUGUCUGGAGGAUAUUUGCCAACCAUCACAGUUAAAAAUUAUUUCGAACAGAGUAAACAGAGUUUCCAGCAAAUUUCGGGAAUCAAGCCAACUGAUAGAGAUUCAUCUGAGAUUAUUGCAGAUAGUGUGGACGAUGGGCGGACUCCGAAAUCUUACUUUCAACAAAAACAACAUAGUGGACCAAUGAUAGAGCAAAGAACCUCUAUUUCGAAAGCUCCAGCUCUUUCAGCAAAAAAACGAAUUUUGGCGACAGUAACCUACUACGGCUUUGCAGAUUUCACAACGAUUGUAGGUGAUAGCGUGAUUGUUUUUUCUCCUAGCACUAUUCAAAGCAGUCAAAACUAUGGCCACGUUACGUCUAUUAAAGGAAAGCCUACUUUAAGAACCGAGUCUUCAAAUGUUUCCGGUUCAAUUAUUUCCGAAAAAAUGCCAAUUUUAUCCACUACUAUUAAUCAAUGGAACUUUGACCAAGACACAAGAACCAGAUCAGCUUCAUCAAAUUUAGUUGAUGAGACGAGCAAUUCAAAUCAGUUUUCCACUCCAGAAAUAAACAUAGCACCAAAUCUGAAUUACGGUAUCAACGUUACGUCAGUUCAGGCUUUGUCAAGUCAAUCUAAAACAACAGAAACAAUUAAUAUGGCUUCUGGCCUACUGUCUACUGGCGAUCGAUUGGAAUCAAUAGUCGAUAAUGAGAACACAUCACACAGCACAGCCAUAGUACACAGCGAUGAUACAAUUUUAAAUGUAUCAAGCGUUCAAGUACAUGGAGGUGCCACAACCGUUUAUAUUGAUGACGAUCCUUUUGCCAACUUUGUAGAUCCUACGGGAGUAUCCCAUUCUAUUCCGUUAUCAACAGAUCAACUCGAUUACGAAACAGUUACUGAAGGCAGUGACAACUCUGAAGGCACAGACGUAUCAACUGUGCCAAUUGAAGAAGACCAAGAAGAUAGUCUAACAACCACGGUAGCAACUGAAAACUUAACCGAAGAUUUGUCUGAUAGUCCCCUUACUGAACCCUUACCAUCCCUGCCCAUAGAUGAUAAUAACAAAAAUGUCACAGAAACAUGUGAUCACACAACAUCUCAAGUGUUCCUAACACAAUUACCAAAGUCAUUGGGAUCUCUGCCUCUAAAUACUGGGAAAGAAGAUCCAUCAAGUCCAUCAAGCGAUGAAAACCCACUCUCGGCAUAUGAUAUUGUUCAGACCACUAAAUACUAUUGCAUACAGGCGACACAGGUGCAGCAGCUCGAAAAGCCCGAAAUGGAACUAGUGAGCGUAGUAAGUGAAGAUGCAACAACAGAGGUACAGAAAGAAUUAACAGAGAUAUCGAAUAAGAUAGAGGAAUCCACAGUUCACGAGUCGGAGGACUUUGAUGUAACGACUGAUAAUGAAUAUGACAGUGAAGAUGAUGAUUACGAUACUGAUAAUGGUUCUAAUGAGGUUGACCUAAUUUAUAAGACUCUGUACACAACCUAUACAUACCUAACGACCUUCUUUCAAGGCACUUCUACUACGGUAUCAAGCCAUACGGAGAUUGUCACCAAUCUUAUUUCCUCUACGGCUCGUACUGAAGUAGAUCAGAUAACAAAACCAACAGAUGCUAUCGCUUCGAUUGGAGAGAUUGGAUUGGAUACUGCAAGUAUAUCGUCACAAUCGGAAAUUAAAGUUUCAGUUUUGCCUUCCAAGUAUACAAUUCCGCAAGAGAUUGUCAGUCUGUUGCAGCCAGAAAGGGAACAACGGGAAGAAAUAAGUGUAGUUGUUGAUGAACGUAUGAGUACCAAACAGCAAACUGAAUAUCUUAAUGACUCUAAGUAUACUAACACAUUGUUUACUACUUACACUUACUAUACGUCGAUAUUCGCCGAUAAUGACACAGAUGUAAUGUCGCGUACUGAGGUUGUAACAAAUUAUAUAACUACAAAUUCGUUAAAUAAUUACUUUACCGAUACUCCAACUUACAUAGACACUCAAAACACUACCCACUUGCAGACGUCAAAUCUGGUUAAAUUUAAAUCAUCAGAGCAUCGCGUCGAACAGGAAGAACAUGUGACCUUAGUCAUGGAUGUGCGGUCAAGUAAUGGUAAUGGAAACCAGCAAGUCAUUUUAAACCAAAAAGAUCCCGUGGACGACCAAGUGAGCUCGGAAAGUAAUACCGAUGAGAUAAUACCAUCAGCUACUCUGCUUCUUCAAACAAGCUUUACGACGUUUACCUUCUACACAACUAUGUACAUCGGCGAUGAAACAAACGUUAUCAGUCGCCUCGAGACAGUUACUAACGUUGCAACUGAAACGCUUAAGCCCACAAAAAUGUUAAGCGUAGAGGAAGCAACCUUCCCUGUUACCUAUUUUACUACAUUUACCUAUUGGACUAAGUUAGCUAAGGAUGGUGAGAUUACUACACUAAGCAGAGAAGAAACAUUAUCUAAUAUAAUUGAACCGACAAAUCACGGGUCAAUUCAUGAAGACGAAACACUACGGACGGCAGGCAAUUCUUAUAGCUCCCUAGAUCCAAGCGAUGAAGAUAUCCAGCAACGUCGUAUAACAGAUACAGAAAGUAUUGUAACUUCCGGUAUGACUGAUCAGAGCUUACGAUCUGACUUUACCACUUAUUACACAACAUAUACGUACUAUACCACAUCAUAUGAAGUAAAUGAGACUGUUACAAACUCUCGUUUCGAAACCGUGACUAAUGUGGUUACACCGACGGAUGUUAGCACAUUGAUGUCAGAUACUAUAUUGAAAACUCCAGCGAUGACUCAGCCAAGCGAGCUCUUUACGGGAAGUCUAAAUUAUAUAAUAGCCAGUCCAUCUGAUUUGGUCUUGUUUGACUAUAAACACAUUGUUGAUGCGGAUGAAGUAAGUACAUUGUACUUUACAACAGAAGUGGCAUCAACGCUUAACAGCGAGGGAAUUGAAAUAGAAAUCACAAGUAGUACAUCGAGUUUGCAUGUUGACGAAAUGAAAAAGUCUAGUUUAGCUAUGACGAUAUUAAAUGAUGAAAGCCUAUCUAGCUCUAGGUCUUUCAAAACUGGCCUGGUACGUCUAAUUGAAGGUACGCGAAUCGGAAACGGUACAACUACUUUAUACCAGUCUAAGGUUAUUGGAACUGUAAUAGACAAUCGAUACGCGCAGAUUAUUGAAAGUACGUCUAGUUUUCUCUUUGAGAAAACAACUGAAGAUACUGCGCUAUUGCCGACAGUUAUGCUAACACAAACGGCUAAUUUGAAUGUCCCUGCGGACCCUAGUAUCGAGCAUGAAGACGAUCAAAAUACAACAGGAGCUACCAAUGAUGGAAAUUACUCAACAGCUUUGGACCCAUUUGAAACAUCAACGCGCACAUUUGCCCCCGUGAUAAGACCAUUUGCUUCACGGAAUAGGCCUACUUUCGCGCCAAAACAAAAAACGUUAAGUCCAAGUAGUGCUACUAUUAUAACAAGGUCAGAUAUAACACCAACCAUUACGGCAACUCCUGCCCUAAAAACAUCUGGCAGAUAUAGCUCAAGACGAGGUGUUAUUUCAAACGCACCAAUAAAUCAAAAUGAAUUGGGAUUCCCUCAGUCGUCGAGACGAACUUUUGGCCGCCCGAUAAAGUCAUCGAGUAGUUCUGUAUUAAGCGAACUUGGUGGCAGUCCCCAGUCCAAUGUUGCAUUCGUACCCCCUAGAAAUCGAUUUGCAUCUUCUUCACGUACUACACAAAUUGUAACUAGCAGAAAACAAAACAUAAACUCUUCGUAUCGCCCAUCUAAUAGCCCAGGUUUUCGUGCUUCUGGAAUACUUGGUGGAAGUUCCAAAUUUCGCGUAAAGCCAACUAUAUCGGGAUCACCAACAAGUGAGCGGACGACAACGAAAACAUUCUCAAAAGAAUUGAGUUCAGAUAUCAGUGUUGAAGAUGAAAAUUCCACUGACGAAAUGGUACAGAUUGGUGACGAAGAAGAAAGCACAAGACGCAAUCAGAACCCAUUGCUGCGACUCCGUCGACCUAUUAAUAGGCCAAGCGGAUUUACACCGAUCCCACGUCCGAGUGUUAACAGCUCUUCUGCCAUUUCACUUCGAAGAAAUCCUUUGUCAGCCCGGGCAAAGACAACAUCUACAACCACUACCACUACAACGACUGCUAAGCCCCGCACUCGCAGCUUUCAGAGACCAACAAUUUCUAGCCUUCAGGCACGCUCUAGGCCACAAAACAGCCUCUUUCCACCACGAGGGCUUUUUCAGACACAGCAAAGAGAUGAACCUCAAAAAGAAACGAAGAAAAACGAAAAUGAGUCCGAAAAUGAUUCUGAAUACGAUGAUGACGAUGAUGCCGAUGAUGAUGGGGAAGAUGACGCAUUAGACGAAGUAAAUCGUAGUAGACGGUCGAAUUCUAAAUCGCAAAAGAGUAAAACUCUCUCCCGGGUGCGACGGCAAGCAGAUGCUCUUAAUAGGAGCCGGUUUCGAUUUCGGCGACCAAACUUGUCAACGAUGUCUUCACUAGAAGAGCCAAGCACUUCGAAUAGUGACGAUAUAAAUGAAACCACAGCCAGUUCCCGCGGUAAAAAAAGUUCUCGAUUCGGAUCAAGGUUUCCAUCGCCACGUGGCCAACAGGCGCAUAGUCAGAAAGCUCAGCCCAGUUCCACCGCUGCAAAUCAUCGAACUGUUCGUCCAACAAGGCCAACUACGCCGCGCACCCAGUUUACACUAAGAGAGAAAGAUGCAACAUUAAAUGGAGCUAAGCGUUCAGGUACAUCAUCAAAUUUUCGACGUCAACCAUCAACCGGAAGUCCUUCUAUAAGACGCACUAUAGGUGCUGGAACUAGCACCAGUCGUAGACUGAAGAGCUACAGUGGUCAUAACAGCAACAAUAAUGCUGACAGCGGGCGCUUAGUAGGUACGUCUCGAUCAAGAAAUGGAAACUCAAAUGGGUUGAAUAGGGGAAGAGGAUCUGUGCGUGGCCGAAACAGAAAUGAAUAUGCUCCAGAUUUGCAGUCAAUUGAGCUGGUUAGUCAAACUAUCACGGUUACUCAUCUUAUACCAGCCGAGGUCACGGUGCCUGUUAUAAAUGGCCAAAUAACAGAAUAUAAGAAUAUAGUGACUGCGAAGACCAGCACCGAGGUGCUGGGACCAAAUCAAUACACGGAGACUUUGGGAACAAACGGCCAAACGUCGACAUAUCUUACGCGAGAAGAAUCGAGUAUUAACAAUGCAGGUGCUACAGAGCUGACUAGAUAUCUGUUGCAUGAUUCUCUAACAACAACAGUAACUUUUACACCGACCACCAUCCGCGGUCGAAAGACAUCCUUCUCCCACAUUCUUCCGUCUACUGUGUACUCUGUAGAGCAUCUUAUAUCCACAGUACAACCUCAAAUAUCUGCUAACGCUCCGCUCGCCAAUAUACUGCUCUCCCAGUUGCUCUUGGGCAAUCUUAAUUUGCCGGCCAAUCCCUUAAUUGGUGCGCUUGGACAGCAACAGAGUGUGAUAUCAGCCAUAGUUUCCACCUCUGUUGAGCCUGUGACCGAGUACCGCACUCACACCUCCACAUAUGUAACUACCAUCUUCGAUGGAAAGUCUACCAUACUCCCACUGACAUUUCAAGGGAAAAAGAUUCUGACUACUGUCUACGAUACUACCGCACAAACAAUAACAGCUACGGAAUACAGUGUAGAUACUAUAGUGAACACCCCUAUAAUUCCUCAAAAUGUACAAUCAAUUGGACCUGUAGCGCAGGUAAACAGUUUGUUGUUGCAGCAGUUGCUUCUUCAGCAACAGCAGGAGCCAUUUUCGUUGCCUCAGGGCUUAUCCCAUACUCAAUCCCCACAAUUGUUUUUGAGUGAGAACCUUCAGGAUUUGGACGAUGCUGGCCGGACAGCAACACAAGUGGAUGCACUGGGUGUCAUUGACGAUGAGUUAUUGCCGAUCCACAGUGAAAUGCAGAGCACGAAUCGCAAUCCCAAUCGAAAGAAGUCCCGAAAGGCGAGUAAGGGACACAAACGAAGCAAGCAACAGAAAUUGGAUAUUCCGCUAGAGGACACUAGCGUAGUGACAUUAUACGUAUCGGGCCGUAGGCCCGGAGAAUUUAGCACAGUAUUGUCAACCGUGCAGAAUGGGUACGAUCAUUCGGCUGCCCUGCAAAAGAGACAAGCACAUUCACAAAUACGACAAACGGUUGCUUUGGGAGAGACGCAAGACAAUGAUAUGUAUGACGCCGAAGAGAGUGAAAAUGUCAUACUUUUUGUAUCACCCAAACAAGAUCACCCACAGCUCGAUAAAAAUACGCUCGACACAUUGUUGGAUGUAUAUCAUGGUGUUGGCUCAACAGAAGUUUUUGGUGAUGAUAUAAGGGGUCGAACUGCAUCAUUAGAGAGCAUUGUGGGUGAUGUAGACCUUUGGUACUCGAAAUCCUCCAGCCAAUCAAUGAUUCUGUCCUCGACAACAGAUUCCAUUGCGAUUGAUAACAGUAGUACGUUUAAUUUUUUAGCCUAAAAGACCUCACUGAGCUAUCCCCGCUACAGUCGCAGGUCACAAACCUAUAUUCUGUCAUAGUUUAUCCUCAGAAACUCACUUCCAUUUCCUUAAUAGGAAAUCAAAGAUCACGACGUGGAGCUCAUACCAACUUUUCUAUCACUGAUUCUGGUACAUCUAAAAAUAUAACAAAUCGCUUCUUGCGAAAGGUACUUGUUCGCCGGAAACCAUUGGAAGAAUUGCAAUCACUAGUCAAUAAAACAACAAAUGCAAAAGGCAGUCCUCUUCCACAGUCGCAUUCAUCCCAGACUAUUUACCCAAAGAAUUUUCGUGUUGUAAUAUUGAAACGUAGACUACCAGAUACCCUAAAAUUUGCAUUAGAAAAAACAGGCACAUUCCAGAUCGCUCUAGGUGAUGUUUCACUGACUCCCGUUAGGCAGGGAAAAUCCCAGAAAAAAAUCAUGCCUAGCAAACACAUAGAGGAUAAAUCACCGAGAAAUCAAGAGGAAAAUCAUGGCCAGGUCCAGCCAAUUAUAUUAACUCAUUCAGAAAGAAGCAACCCCAAGACCGUGUAUGACCUAUCGACCCUUACCACAAUUAGAACGGAAGUGCUUACACGCACCUUCACAUACGUCGUUGAUCGCGUACAAAACAACCAACACGAAGUACAGACGCACUCUACCUUUAUCCGAGUCACUACCAAAACUUUCGAUAUCACACUGACUAUCUCAUCCAGCCGAACUACUAAUGUUUCAGUUAUGCCCACAGAAAUGGUAGACAGCCUCUACACCUAACAUUGAAUGCCUACAUACUCGUAUAUAAGAAAAUGUACAUACACUUAUUCAUUUUUAUUUGGUUAUUUUUGUAAAUUUUGUGUCUAGACUUAUGAUUAAAAUGAAAUAAAUAAAAAAAACGGAGUCUAAUGCUAAGGAAAAAUACAAUUACUAAACUUCCCAGAAUCAAUAUCAUUUACACAGGUUUUUUGCUUGUGUCCAUAGUAAAAGUAAAAGAGCUGAGGAUGUGCCUUAUAUUUUCUGUCUCGGCGUUUGCUUUGCUGUUUCUCUAUAUUGAAACGUUUUUUUCUGUCUCCAGUUCUGGAGUCAAUGACAGGGAAACAAAAUAAAAAAUUACCACAUUCGAAGAUUGAUACAUUUUAAUAUUUUAUAUAAAUUGAUGAAAUAAACCAUAUCUUUAUGAGGGAAGGUAGUUUUUGCCAAUUAUCACACACUUAUUGUAUAUCGUAUGGAAAUAUAAUUUAAAUAAAUAUAAAUUCGUAUACAAAUAUAUAUGUAAAUUACAUAGUUUUAA
Drosophila obscura is the source of this 8714-nucleotide messenger RNA. RefSeq lists its product as uncharacterized. Lineage: Eukaryota; Metazoa; Arthropoda; Insecta; Diptera; Drosophilidae. Bases 72 to 7427 code for a protein of 2451 amino acids. The transcript is spliced from 4 exons. The record is from RefSeq and is a predicted model, not a curated record.